AUGUGGGCAAUGGCUGAUAGCCAGGACAAAAAAACAAACAAGUUGACACUUAAGUCAAAGGAUGUAUUGAUUCAUGUGCAUUUGUAUAUUAAGGAUCUCCUGAAGGAUGCUAUCCUCAGCUACCGACUGACCAAGUGCAGUCUGCACAUGAGCGGAAUUCUUGUGGAAUUGCUGCAUCUCUGA
Peronospora matthiolae is the source of this 183-nucleotide messenger RNA. The record is from the annotation of a GenBank genome assembly. NCBI's taxonomy places the organism in Eukaryota, Oomycota, Peronosporomycetes, Peronosporales, Peronosporaceae.